Molecule: messenger RNA, 1270 nt
Organism: Clunio marinus
Lineage: Eukaryota; Metazoa; Arthropoda; Insecta; Diptera; Chironomidae
Source: the annotation of a GenBank genome assembly
GUUGAGAACAAUCGAAGAGACGCUUGGGUUUUAAAAAACAAUUUUUCUUUGCACACAACGUACAGUCAAGUUUUUGCCGUCAAACCGUUCGGACGUGAAAUUUCUCUCUUACGAAACUAAGAAUUUUUUGUAAUUGUUGUGUGUCAACAAGUGGUGUACUAUUGUGCUUUAAAAUCAAACAAAUCAAAAGAUAAACAAUGGCUUUGAGCAGAUUAUCAUUCAUCAAACUCGCCGAGUUGGUCAUUACAAUCACAUGUAUGGUCCUUCACUACAACUCAGCUGGAGAAAAUGUCGACGCACAUUCAGCUAUGCUUAUUAACGGAGUAUUCGUUGGAUUUACAAUCAUCUUGGUUGCUUUGUUUGCUGGAUACCUCAUGAACACUCCAAUCAACAAGAGACUCGAUCUCUUCUUCUCGUUGGUUGGAGCUGCUGGCUUCAUCGCAUCGGGAAUCAUCAUCAUCAACCACUGGAAUGAUGACUCUGUCAGUGCUGUCACCGAAAAGUUAGGAUUCAACCGUAGUGACAGAAAAACUCUUGGAUUGGCUAAAGGUGGACUUGCAAUCGUCAACGGAAUUCUUUUCUUAGUCGAUGUCGUCUUCACAUUCAGAGAUUAAAAAGCGUUCACGACAAGCCAAUAAGAAUCUCAUAAACUUAUCUUCGCUUCACAACGCUUUUGUCAUCACACUCAUUUGCAUAAAAUUUAUUGCUAUUAUUCAUUUUUUUCAUAAUUUUCCUCAAUAACAAAACCCUAAAAUGGACCAAAAUCUUCAAAAAAAAAAUGUAAACAAAACUAAAAUUUACAUCGAGCAGGGUACAAAACAAGAAUCAAAAUAUUUCACAGAUUUUUUGUUCUUUUCAAUAGUUUUCUAGAUAUUUCUAAGCGCUUUGAUAUCACAAUAUAUUGUAUGUAUGUUGCGUUAUGUACAUCUUACAAAUGUCUUGACGAAAAAUUUGCAUUUGGGCUUACCACUUGUAUCUUCAUUUUUUCGUAGAUCAUCCAACAUGUCUUUGGAUGGUCUUCGAAAAAAUGAAGAUGCAAGUGAUAAACUAAACCCAAAUGCAAAUUUUUCGGCAAGACAUUUGCAAGAUGUACACAAAGCAAUGUAUCACAUUAAAAUAAUUAGGGUUUGACAAAAAUGAUCACCGACUGAUCAUCGUCAGUGAUAAUCAAACCCUACAAAUUUAUAAGAAAUUGCGAUUAAAUUCCAAACACAUCCAUGUAAAGCACAGAAAGAAAAGCUUCAACAAAUUACAAAUAUAAAUGUUAGAU